UAGGUCGGCUGAAGCAGUGUGACCGGUAUCUACCUAUAUAGCUAGCACACGAUUCGUUCUUUCAAAUCCUUUAUUAUUCAAUUCCGCGGGAGUUUUGUUAUCGCGUUUGGGAAUUUGGCUUCUCUGUGUUUUCUUAUUUCGACUGGUGAUUACAGGCUUCAUUGACAGAGUUUUGUGACAUUGUGCUAGUGUGUUUAGCUCUUUUGAGAAAUGGCUCGUACUAAGCAAACAGCGCGUAAGUCUACAGGAGGAAAGGCUCCAAGGAAACAACUCGCAACCAAGGCUGCUCGUAAAUCAGCCCCUACGACUGGAGGCGUGAAGAAGCCCCACAGAUACCGUCCCGGAACUGUUGCUCUACGUGAGAUCCGAAAGUACCAGAAGAGUACUGAGCUCCUGAUCCGAAAGUUACCUUUCCAGAGGCUUGUGAGAGAAAUUGCUCAGGACUUCAAGACGGACUUGCGUUUCCAGAGUCACGCCGUCCUCGCUCUCCAAGAAGCUGCAGAGGCAUAUCUUGUGGGCUUAUUUGAAGACACUAAUUUGUGCGCGAUUCAUGCUAAAAGGGUCACAAUAAUGCCUAAGGAUAUUCAACUUGCUAGGCGAAUUCGUGGUGAAAGGGCUUAGGCCUGAUAUUUUGCUGGGAAUAAAUCUGUAAAGUCUGCAAUUUGUUCUGGGGGAUUGUAACCUGUAUAUGGUCUUUUGCUUUCAAGAUACUUUUAGUUUUAGGAAGAACACUCCUGAGUGCUUCAUUGUUAAUGCCUGCACUCUAAGACUUCAAUGGCUUGGAGAUGAUUAUUAUUUUCAUUGAAUGUAUUAUGUACUUCAAAAACUGAUGAAAUUUAGUGUUUUUGCUGUUUAA
Cryptomeria japonica (Japanese cedar) is the source of this 856-nucleotide messenger RNA. RefSeq names its product histone H3.3. The record is from RefSeq and is a predicted model, not a curated record. The transcript is spliced from 5 exons. Bases 211 to 621 code for a protein of 136 amino acids. NCBI's taxonomy places the organism in Eukaryota, Viridiplantae, Streptophyta, Pinopsida, Cupressales, Cupressaceae. Gene Ontology annotation, cellular component: nucleosome. Gene Ontology annotation, molecular function: structural constituent of chromatin; protein heterodimerization activity; DNA binding.